GAUGGUGCCUGGAGUCCUCACGCAUCACAUUUCAGGCCAAUGACACGCACCGAGAAGACACUGAAUGAUCUCGCGACGCCUAAGAAAGGUAAACAGGAACUCAGGUUUAGUUUAUUCAUUUAUUCAUUAAUUUAUUAAUUUAGUUUAGUCCCUACAGUUUACUUUGGAUAAUUAAGGACCACUAAAGGCACGGAUUAGGAUCUCUGUACACGCUAAUCCCAGAAAGAAGACUGUAGAGUGAGUCAGAAGCUCAGAAAAAACACACACCGACAUGAACAAAUCAGAGGGAGUGGCUGUUUUCCAUGUGGUUUCCCCAUUUCUGAAUGACCAUCCAGCCAAAGAUGUUAAAUGAGAGGAAGCACCAUACAAGAAAUCAGGACUUCCGAGAGCAGCGUGGAGCCUUGUUAUAGCAGUCAGGCAACAAUCAGAGCCUUCAUCGUUCUCAACGCUGAUCCCCAGUCUAUUUUUAUCGCUGAGGCAACGCACCAAUUAAAUCGGGCAUAUCUGAUGAGGUUCAGGGAGACGCAGGACUAAGGGGAAGGAACAGCAUUGUGCACCUGGCCGCUUGGGUGAAGCAGACGACCCUAAACGUCUACUCCUUUAUACUUGGAUAUGUGUACUACUUUGAGCUGAGGUGUGGCAAUAAUGAGCUAAUUUUGGAAAUUGACACAGACAUUCAAGACAACAUGUGAAGGUGGUGCUUUAGUUCCAGGUCUCCUGCCAUGAGCUAAGCCCCCCAGUGGCCUGUGGCAGGAUGACUGCCGUCUAUCCGUCUGGGGGGGGCUCCGUCGGGGUCUCAGCUGUGGGUCCCCAGCGUUAUGCACGAUGGAGCCGUCAGGACAGCUCCGACAUCUGCACGGACGACGAGGGGACCCAGCUGCGCCGCCUCACCCCUCUGGAGAAGCUCAAUCUGGACAUGUGCCAAGAUGACAAGAUGGUGCGAGAGCUCACCUUGGGUCGCCGCAUCGGCUUCUACAAGAUACGUGGCGAGAUCGGAUGCGGAAACUUUUCUCACGUCAAGCUGGGCAUCCACGCCCUAACGAAAGACAAAGUAGCCAUAAAGAUCUUGGACAAGACCAAGCUCGAUCAAAAGACCCAAAGACUGCUCUCCCGGGAGAUAUCAAGCAUGGAAAAACUGCACCAUCCAAAUAUCAUCCGUCUGUAUGAGGUGGUGGAGACUCUGACCCGUCUGCACCUGGUCAUGGAGUACGCAAGCGGAGGAGAGCUCUACACCAAGAUCAGCACAGAGGGAAAGCUCGUCGACAUCGACAGCAAGAUUGUCUUCUCUCAAGUUCUCUCAGCCGUGAAGCAUAUGCAUGACAAUAACAUAAUUCACAGAGACCUGAAAGCAGAGAAUGUUUUUUACACCUGUAGCACCUGUGUUAAAGUGGGAGACUUUGGCUUCAGCACCGUCAGCCGUCGCGACGAGACCCUCAACACCUUCUGCGGUUCUCCCCCUUAUGCUGCCCCUGAGCUCUUCAGAGACGAACACUACAUAGGUGUUUACGUGGACAUCUGGGCCCUGGGGGUCAUGCUCUUCUUCAUGGUGACCGGCACCAUGCCUUUCCGUGCCGAAACGGUGGCUAAGCUGAAGCGCUCCAUACUGGAUGGGGCGUACACAGUGCCUACCUGGGUUCCAGAAGCUUGUCAGAAACUGAUCCGGGGCAUCUUGCAAUCCCAGCCGUCUGACCGCUACAGUGUAGAACAGAUGAUGGGCUGUGAGUGGCUGCUGCCGGUGGAGUUUCCCAAGGCCAUGGAGCCCUUCAAAAUGGACCCACUCCAUCUGGCUGAGUCGAAGUCAGGGGAUCUUGAAGAGCAUGAGAUAGAGGUGAGAAACGCCCUGGAGGCUCUUGGCAUCACCGCAGACCACAUUCGUAACAACCAGGGCAAAGACUGCAGGAGCUCCAUCACUGGUGUCUAUCGAAUUCUCUUGCACCGCUCGCAUAAACGACAAGCGGUGGACAGCAUGCCAGUAGUUACUCAUGUAGUAAACGGAAGUGAUGCUAAAAAGGAGCGUCUCAAGACAUACAGGAGCCUGAGGCAUACGUCCAAACUCUGCAUCAUUCUGUGAUGCUCAGAAAGCUUAUAUAGAAAUGAGGGACAGAUAUAGUUCAGCUAGUUAUAUUUGAUAUACCUCUUUUGUUAUGUUUUUUUUUUUUUUCAUUGAAAAGGAGAUCUGUGAAUUUCUCUAAUGAAGUAGUCUACACGAAUGAAUGGAAAGUAUGAGUGUUUGCAGGUGAGUGUGGCAAGACUUUUGUCUUAAUGUCAUGUCAUAAAUGUAAUAAAGUGCUUUAGACUGCA
This is a messenger RNA of Pimephales promelas (fathead minnow), 2301 nucleotides long. RefSeq names its product NIM1 serine/threonine protein kinase a (gene nim1ka). Gene Ontology annotation, biological process: microtubule cytoskeleton organization; protein phosphorylation; intracellular signal transduction. Lineage: Eukaryota; Metazoa; Chordata; Actinopteri; Cypriniformes; Leuciscidae. Gene Ontology annotation, cellular component: cytoplasm. The record is from RefSeq and is a predicted model, not a curated record. Gene Ontology annotation, molecular function: tau-protein kinase activity; ATP binding.